AAGCAAGUAGGUUAUAAUCCCUACACCGCUUAUCAGAUAAACUCAAAUAAUCAUUAUGUGUGCUUAUAAAGAUAACUCAAAUUCAGACCAUUUAAAGAAACGUGAAUAUCUUAAGCAACAACAUCAAUUGAGAACCAUGACGAAAACAACAAAUGUUUUAAGUGCUGAUGAUAUGAUUGAAAGUUUAUUAUCAAAGAAAGAAAUAUUUAAAAUGAAAAAGGAAAUAUCAAACUCAUCAAAAAAUAAAACUAACCAGACCACAGGUCCUUUCUUUCUGAUUCCUGGCCACGAACCUCCAAUUUACAAACAUGUUUGGGACAUCGUAGGAACACCAACAGGCUAUGCAGAUACUCCUAAAUUAACAAACAUACUUCUUACAAGCCACUUGACAACUGAUGUCCUGGGAUAUAUUUGGUCCCUAUCUAAUUCAAAUUUAGGUCCAGCUUUGUUACAACAUGAUACAUAUACUGCACUUGCACUUGUUGCUUUGGCCCAGGUAUUAUCAAUGCUUUUGACUUAAAUUUUAAGCAACUUUAACAUUAUUUCUACAGUUAUUAUUUGUAUGUGUCAUUUUCCUUGCAGAGUGGUUUUGGUUUUACUAGCUCUGCUGUUCUAAACAACUUAAAGGAGGCUCCCAUACCUAAACUAGAUUUUAAUGAAUUACCAAUAAUGAAGCCUACAGUGACAAUGGCAGUUACAGAUGUUUCCACUUCUGCUACAAUGUGUUCAUUACCUCCUACUGUCUCAACAGUUUGUCCUCCCUUGAAUCUUCCUCAAUCUUCAAAUCUUCUAAAUCCUGUAGUGUCUACUGUUACAGCAGAGUUUGCCUCUAAGUCAACAACACCUAUUGCUCCUCACCCAAAUCUAUUACCUACUGUACCUAAUCUGGCAAUUAAUUCCUUAGUGGAUAAUAUGAGCCUCCUUGACUUAGAUAUGCCUUCUACUGUUGCUAUUCCAAAAACAUAUUUACCAUCAAAAUCUAAUCCAAGUUUAAUUUUAAAUGAGAACAAGUCAUUUAUAUCUGAUAAAAACUCCACAGUUGAUAAUAGAUCUCACAAUGCUACUGCGUCAUAUGAGCUCGGUAAUAAUUUAGUUCAAUCUAAAUCAUUUAAUAUCUCCAAUGAUCAUCUAGAUAUUUCGAAAAACAAAGAUGUUGAAGAAAUUCCAGUUACACCUCUAUCCGAUGAUCUAUUUGGCGAUUUUCAAUCUGUAGAUUUUUCCCUGGGAAACAGUGAAGUUAAAGAUGACAUUGAAUUUGAUGAUUUUAAAAGUGCUGACUUCACUACACUUAAUCUUCUUGAAGUGAAGGAAAAACCGCCAGAAACAAAACCAACACGAACAAGUAUCCCUGACCCUUAUAUUCAAGAGAAAACUGCUGGUAUAGAAGAUCUCUUUCCCAAAUGUGUAGUCAAGCCAAAAGAAGAUGGCAUAGACUUAUUGGUUGAAGAAGAGGACAGGUAUUCUGCAUUAAGAGGUUUAACUUCUGGUGAUGAGUUUGAUGAAUUUGGAGACUUUCUAACUGCAGCUCCUGUUGAGCCUUCCAAUCGUCUUGCUCCACUGGUGGAAUACCAGGCUAACAUACAGGAAAGAGCUAUGGAAGCUUGCUUUGACAUUUUAGAGGAAGCAAAAAAAAUUUUUUCAUCUAUUGAAGAAGUAGAAGUUCUGAAUGAGGUGAUAUCUGAUAGAAGGGGUAUUCAGUAUUUGGAAGAAUUGAUAGAAGUUGAAAGGAUUGCACAGAGGUUACAAGUUGCUUUAAACAAAGAUGUGUUUUCCAUUAAGUUAGAAGAACUUUCAAAAGCAUUGUUUAGAUAUUUGGAACCUCAUAAACAUUCUUACAUGGAAGAAGAGAGUGGUCCAAAAUGUGGUAUCUGCUUAAGUGAAAGAGGGCCAGCUUAUGUCAAGUAUGGCAUUAAUAAUUUUCAUGCUCCCUGUGCCAACCUCUAUCUUCACAAGGUCGAUUCCAGCCUUCCUAUUGCUCCUGUUAUGUGAUAUCACGAGCGAUCUUAAACUAAUUUAUUUUAUUAAAUUAUCAUAUAUUACAUUCUGUAAAUCACAUCUUCUAAAUGCAUUUCUCCUUGAUUAGAAAGAAAAGAAAUAAUUGCAUUUAAGAUGUAUUUUUGUAAAUAGUAAUGUUGUCAAAUUAAUCUGUUAAGUGUUAAAUGUUCUGUAAUACUGUUCAUUUAAAAUUGUUUAUUUUGUCUUGAUUGUUAAAAGUUUAUAUACAUUUAUUAUUCAUUAGCUGUAAACAUACUUGGUAGUUUCUUAAGAUAUUCUAUAUUACAUUUCUAAAACAUAUAACUGACAGGGUUACCAUUUUAAGCUCAAAUCUAUGGUAAAGUUUAUAACUUUUUUUUAAAAAUUUCUAUUCCCUUUCUCUUUAAAGACUCAUUAGUAUUUAUCGUUAUUUGAUUACAUGGUAUAAAAUGAAAGAUUUCCUAUGUAUAAUAUUUUAUUUCAUAUGUUUUAUGAAUUUAUUUAAUUAUUUUGACUUAAUCUCAAUUGAUUAUAUCGAUGACUUCAUAUUAUAUCGAUUAUUGUUAAGUCUUAUGAUUCCGUUCCUAAUAGCAUUUAAGUGUGUUGUAUUAUGUAUAUAUGAAAUUAGUAUUAAUUUGGCAUAUUUAUUCUGUGUUUGAGUGUGUGGAUGUGUUGCAUUCUUAUUGCUAUAUGUUUAUGUAUCGGAUAAUAUUUAUUUAUAUUAUUUAUGUUAUGUCAUUCUGUUUAUUUAUUUUAGUAGUAUUUUUUUUUAAACUUAAACUUAAAAAGAAGAAAAAUGUUAUGAAUAAUUUGUUGAAUAAAUUUGAUUCCACUAAGUA
This is a messenger RNA of Nezara viridula (southern green stink bug), 2813 nucleotides long. The record is from the annotation of a GenBank genome assembly. NCBI's taxonomy places the organism in Eukaryota, Metazoa, Arthropoda, Insecta, Hemiptera, Pentatomidae.